This is a messenger RNA of Gossypium raimondii (Peruvian cotton), 1831 nucleotides long. Its product is annotated as snRNA-activating protein complex subunit. Lineage: Eukaryota; Viridiplantae; Streptophyta; Magnoliopsida; Malvales; Malvaceae. The coding region runs from base 337 to 1761 and encodes 474 amino acids. Gene Ontology annotation, cellular component: snRNA-activating protein complex. Gene Ontology annotation, biological process: snRNA transcription by RNA polymerase III; snRNA transcription by RNA polymerase II. Gene Ontology annotation, molecular function: bent DNA binding; core promoter sequence-specific DNA binding; RNA polymerase II cis-regulatory region sequence-specific DNA binding. The transcript has 12 exons. The record is from RefSeq and is a predicted model, not a curated record.
AAAUUACCAUCACAAUAGAAUUAAAACUGUUACCAAAUAAAAACUGUAACCAGCUUAGUGGAUUUUGAGGCAAGUCGUGCUUACAAAUUAUCAGGAGAAGGUUAUGCUACUGUAAUUAAUUUGAUUUGGGUGUCUCAUUUUGAACCUAAUUGAGCUAAAAAAAUAGGCCCAUCCGACCUAACAACAAACCCCAUGGCUCAUUAGUAAAGCUUAACUGACCUGAGCUUCACUUUUCUGUUAUUUUUCGGUUGCCUUCCCUACUUGCCGUCCCUGCUGCUGGGAAACCACUGCCGGUGUUUUCACUUCAAAGAAACGAAGAAGGUUGAAGAAAUAAAAAUGGAGGCGAAUCGGACGAACACGGUAGAAGAGGAAGCAAAUUGUUCAAUCCCAAAGGGUGGCCCCAUUUAUAUUUCCAAUCUCAUUAGUCCUCUCACCAGCGUGCCUGAGUUUCAAAACUCAGUUCUUCGACAACUCCAGGAAUUAGAGGCUGAAUUGGAUUCACCUCAACUUGCUGAGUCUGAGGAUAUUUGUGUUGACGACCUUAAAAUUCUCAAGGAGGAAGAGUUAGUAGAAAUGGCUCUCAAGGAAGCUUUUAAGGAGGAUGAGCAUGUUGAAAAUGCUUCUGAAGGUUUAGAAAACGGCUCCAAUUCAGGUUAUCAUACAAGAUCCAGAAAGGAACAUGCAGUAGAGACUGCUUCAACUUCAAUCGAGCCCUCAAAUGGGUGUCCUAGUACUGAUUUAGAUGGAGCUGCGACAGAUAGGAAGAAUGGCUCAAAGAAGCAAAAGAGAAGGAGAAUGAAUGACCGUCAUGUUGAAGAUGCAUAUAUCAAAAAGGUUGACGAACUUGCAAAGAUUAAACAAAAGCAGGAUGAAGACAAAGCAACAGCAAAGCUACAUGCUUUGAAUGCCAUCUCCAAGAUCUCUGAAGGUUCCAUUCCAUCGUCUGAUAAAAUUGAAAGGAUGAAAUCUCUCCGGUUUACGAGUUCUAGUGGAAAGGCAAAGUCGGCAGAUGUCAAGGAGCACAUACCAGUGUUAUACCCUGAAACUAUUCUAUGUGUUGAGGUCUACCAUAACAUACGAAAAUGGUCAAAGGUCCAAGAGUUCUUGGUUCUUGGCCGUCAAACCUUAACCGAAAUUAAGGACAAGAUAUGUUGCUUGACUGACCAGGUGAUGCAGAAGGCUGGCCGUUAUGAUCCUUCUGGAUAUUUCCUUAUAGAAGACAUAUUUUUUAAUGACUUGAGAGAUCCCUGUGCUGUAGAUUACAGUGAGCCUAUUUUUGAUUGGCUUAGAAACUCUCCAGAUGAUGCUAUGAAAAAAUGGGAAAGCAUCAUAACUGGUGAGUUGCAACAAAAGCAAAGAUCAGUUUUAGGCAGUGUGACACCUUCAAGAUUGCCUCACUUCAAAGCCGCGGACAUGCACAAGACUCGGUUUUGUGACUUUAGGUUUCAACUUGGUGCCAGAUAUCUCUAUUGUCAUCAGGGUGACUGCAAGCACACAAUCGUGAUUAGGGACAUGAGGUCGAUUCAUCCAGAUGAUGUACAAAACCGAGCAGCUUAUCCAAUAAUGAUCUUUCAACUAAAACCCCGAGUUCAGAAAUGCAGUGUUUGUAAAAUUACGAGAGCCUCGAAGGUGACCUUAGAUGAUAAGUGGGCAAGGGAGAACCCUUGUUAUUUCUGUGAUUAUUGCUAUUCUCUUCUUCAUUCAAAGGACGAGUCCCCUCUAUAUGGUGAAUUUUCUGUAUUUGAUUACUUACAUGAGUAGAUGCUAAAUGUUCAUUCUAAGGAUUCUUCUAUUAAUUCAUUGGUGGAAUGAAUACCCAGAACCAAGUAAA